GGUAGGGAGCGCCUUCCUCCCUCCCUCCUUCCUCCUCCUCCUCCUGCAUCUGCUGCUCCUGCUGUCCCAGGGAGGGAGGGAGGGGUGCGGCCCCCGCAGCCGCGGGUCCCCCCCAAGGAUCUCCCCAGGAAAUCUCCGCCCUCCCCGCGAAGUUAAAGGGAAGAGCCCGGGAUGGUUGAGAACUCUCCGGCCCCGCUGCCAGAAAGGGCAAUUUAUGGAUUUGCGCUUUUUUUGGGCUCGUGGUUUGGCUUCAUUUUGUACCUUAUCUGGGCUUAUGUUCCUGAGACUUGGCUCUUCUCCCUGGGACUGACAUACUGGCCUCAAAAAUACUGGGCAGUUGCUCUGCCAGUUUAUCUCCUGGUGGCUGUGGGAAUCGGCUAUAUUUUGCUUUUUGGGAUUAACAUGAUGAGCACAGCUCCACUCAACUCCACUCACACCAUCACAGAUAACUUUGCAAAAAAGCAGCAGCAGAAGAAAUUCCAGGAGGAGGCAAUUCCAGCCCUGAGAGAUAUUCCCAUCAGUGAAGUCAACAGGAUGUUCUUCCUCCCUGAAAAAGGCAUCUGCAACAGCAGAUAGCUGUUAUUAAAAUCUGUUUGGACAAAGGAUUAAUAAAACUUACACGGUUUUAUUAAUUAAAACCUCUCCAAGCUAAAAAUAAAAACUCUUUCAGAUUUUUCCCCUGAAUUUCUAAUUAAAUUUAUUAUUAUUAUUAUUAUUAUUAUUAAUAUUAUUAUUAUGCACCUUAAUGACCUGCAUUGCUCUGAGAAUUAUACCCCAAUAAUUUAUCUGGUUAUUCUUUAAAAAUUAAAAAAAGUGUUCUUUACUUGCAGCUUUCUGCUUGGAAUUCCCCUCUGAGAGGGAAAAAAAAAAGCAGUUUUUAGGCAGAGUUUAAUUCAAUUUCUCUUUGAAUUCAGGGAGAGAAGAUGUGCUGUGCCAGUCAAACACCUGAGGAUCUUUAUAAAUGAUGAACUGGAAGUGUUUGCAUUGUAAGGAUAUUAUUUGCCUUGGUAAAUAUUAAUAAAAUGUGGCUGAUUUUUCCAUCUUCA
Molecule: messenger RNA, 1046 nt
Organism: Haemorhous mexicanus (house finch)
Lineage: Eukaryota; Metazoa; Chordata; Aves; Passeriformes; Fringillidae
Gene: PIGP
Product: phosphatidylinositol glycan anchor biosynthesis class P
Exons: 4
Coding region: 172-576 (134 amino acids)
Biological process (GO): GPI anchor biosynthetic process
Molecular function (GO): phosphatidylinositol N-acetylglucosaminyltransferase activity
Source: RefSeq, a predicted model, not a curated record